AUGGCGGCCACGACGAUGGGAAUGGGCAUGACCAAGGUCUGCAGCCGGUGCCCCGUCUGCUUCGGCGGCAUGGGCCACGGCCAGGCCAUCUUCACCGCCGAGUGCUCCCGCACGUUCCACCUCCGCUGCGUGCCCAGACAGAGCGUCUGCCCGGUCUGCGCCGCGCGCUGGCGUGACGCCGCCAUCGAACCCAUGAACGCCGACGACGAGACGGUGGGACCGCCACAAGCGCACGCCCCUAUCGGCGGCGGAGGCCGCAGCGGCACAGCUGCUGGCACCGCCGGGCUGCUGGUGCUCAAGACGCACUGCGAGUACCCGGCGCUCGCCAAGGCCGCGGCGCGCGGACAUGGCUCUGGCGCGGGAUGCGGCCGAACGCGGCUCCUACGCCGAGAGGCCGUGCGGAUCCUCGAUGCCCGCCGGGAGUCGAUGGCCCGAUCGGCGCCGGCACUGUCCGGCGACGCGACGUGCGAGGCGCUGGCGGCCAAGGUGCACGAGCUAAGCCUGCGCGUGUCGGACGAACGGGAGUACCAGCUGACGGGCCGCGCAUGCUUCCUCGCCGCCAUGAGCUCGCACGCCCAGCAGCGCUGCUCGUCAGUGCGGCUCACGCGUCCUUUGUCGUCGGGGCUUCAGUUUGGAUGUGCGGGAUCGGCAAUGUUAGUGACUCCGGCCAUGCGGAAGAUGGAGAAGCUGUCGGAGACGUCGCGUGCGCAGCAUGCGCCGGAGUAUGGAAGAAGCAAGGCCGCCGCCGUCCCUCUCCCUCCUCGUUCUCACCUCGAAGCAAGGUUGCCGUCGGCUGUCCCUCGUCUCGGCGUGUUUCAGAGAAAACGCCGUCCUGUGCCACUCAAGCGCUUAGCAAAUGCUACUAGUUUUAGUUUGGUUCGUCGCUCCGUGUUCUGUCCUUUCUCAGAGGACAUGAAUGAAGACGACGAGUUCGAUCACAAGCACAACAGUCAGAUGGAAUGA
Messenger RNA from Miscanthus lutarioriparius, 963 nucleotides. Lineage: Eukaryota; Viridiplantae; Streptophyta; Magnoliopsida; Poales; Poaceae. The record is from the annotation of a GenBank genome assembly.